Molecule: messenger RNA, 945 nt
Organism: Botrytis deweyae
Lineage: Eukaryota; Fungi; Ascomycota; Leotiomycetes; Helotiales; Sclerotiniaceae
Exons: 1
Coding region: 1-945 (314 amino acids)
Source: RefSeq, a predicted model, not a curated record
AUGGCCAACGCGGCAAUCAGCGAUAAAUAUAUGAGACAUAUUGGGCAGCUAACCGCCAAAUGUAAUUGUCAAGAUAACCACAUCGUAUGUCACCACCGCAGUUCCAUCGCCACCGCUGCCGUCCAAAAAACCAAGAUACUCGAGGAGACUAAAGACGGAGAAGUUAAAUGCAUUGCUAUUGAGCCGACGAUUCCCCCACCGCAGCCCGAGACAUAUACCGGACAUCUCGCUGUGCUUCGCAACCCAACUCAUAAAGAGUGGGAAUCAAGACCUCACAGAUAUCUUUCACCCACGCUCUGUAAUAUCUCACCGUAUUAUGUCAAACGAUUCGUCGAACCUCCAGUUCGUGAAAAGCUUCUCGAGGGAAAAUGGCCGGGGAAACACCAUGAAUUUACCAUGGGGAAGGCUCAAGAGGAUGAGAUUAAGAUUAUGCAAGAUAGUGGAGUGGUGUAUAAGAAGGAAAAAGACAAAUAUACCAGUCGAGUAGAAGCAGAGAGGAAGAGAAUAUAUGACUUCGAAAAGCAGCUUGAGAUUCUGAUGACGAAGAUACAGGAAAUUCGAUGGACGCGAGAGAAAGAAGAGGAAUUAUGCGAUUAUCUGGAACAUCUCGUUGGGGUUAAGGAAUGCGCGGAACAGCAGCGAGAAUUUGAGGAGCAGAAGAAGGAAUUUUUGGCCCAAGGGGAGAGGUUCAAAAAACGGAUAGAAGAACGGGUUGAGAGCAUGAUGCUUUCGUUUAAUUACGCGUGUGCAGCUGAAGUUCGAAGUUGGAGAUUGCUUGAUAGUAUUGCGCAGGCGCAUGAGCUGCUUUUGAGGGAUUUGGGGGAGUGUUUGGAGGAGCAGGAUGCGAAGAAGUGGAGGGAUCUGGAAAGGGAAAGGGUGGAAUGGGUGAAACGAAAGAGAGAGGGAGGGGAGGUGAGGGGAGGUGGAGGUGGAGGUGGAUGUUGA